This is a messenger RNA of Phytophthora nicotianae INRA-310, 1443 nucleotides long. RefSeq lists its product as hypothetical. NCBI's taxonomy places the organism in Eukaryota, Oomycota, Peronosporomycetes, Peronosporales, Peronosporaceae. The record is from RefSeq and is a predicted model, not a curated record. Bases 1 to 1443 code for a protein of 480 amino acids. The transcript has a single exon.
AUGAAGAUUCACGAACAGUCUGAGUUCACGAUAUUUGCUAACCCCAUCGUCUCUAGUGAUGAAUCCAGCGUGCUAUAUGAUACCUUCGCUACAUUCACGGAGAACGCGGCAACGUAUAAUUACACCUUAUUAGAUGGCGCCUCUUACGUCUCUCAUCAGCUCUUGGACGACAAAUCUUCGAACCCGGUGGUGGAAUGUGCGAGCUCAGAUAUCAUACCGCCGAUAAACUCCAUCGUAUCAGCGCUAAAUGACGCUAUCGCGGUCUCAAGUAUUUCAACAAGCAACGGAAAGUCUAUCGAAUGUGUGAGUGGAAAUUCAUUCAAAGUUACGUGGAAUGGAGUUGACUUCGGGUUGUGCUUUUCGGGUUCGUCGGGCUUUACGGUGUAUGGCAGUGACGUGGACGUCGUGGUGAAGUAUGAGAAGGAAAAAAUAAUUAUUAACGCUCCGCAAAUGCAAGGAAAAUGUGCGAGAACGAUCUCUUCGAGCUCAGUGACGUCAAUUGGAAAGUCUCUACUCACAGGCGAGUCAUUGACCUCAUGGGACGCAAGAAAACUGGAACCUGCGUUUGGUUUCGAAUUUACGCUGAGUGAAACAAUAUGCGGAUGUAAAUCCACGCCUCGCCCAUGUGUGUUUGUUCAUGGCUUAGGGGCAUUUAAAGAGGAAAAGCACAACCUUGAUGUGGACCCUUAUUGGGGAAAUUUAACGAACCAUGCGCCAUGCUGCUCGUCAAUGAAGUACGUGAGGCUCGAAACGAUGAACACUUCAUGGACUGACACCAGUCAACAGCGAAAAGUAUGCAACCACUUGCUUGCAGUGAACGAAAACAACCAGAACUCUACUAUCUCGGACACGAUUAUCGUAACGCACUCAAUGGGAGGACUUUUAGUCGCAGCAGCGCUGGCAAGUAAGAAAUGCCAUGUUGAUUCCAGCACUAGUUGGGUAGCAAUUGAGUCUCCGAUGAGAGGAAGUAUGUCCUCCGAUUAUUUCCAGGAUUCCUGCAAGGACAACACCAACAUUGUCAUGGAAUCGCUUAUCGAAUACACUGGCUUAUGCCCGGGAGGCGACGGCAUUCGGUCACUAGCGUAUCAAGGCGAGAAAUACAGCUCCAAGAAGUUGGACGCCGUGUAUAAGGCUGCGCAGAAAGUGUAUCGGACUCACGUCACUGCCGCAAUGUGCAGCGAUGGAAACACUGGACUGCGAUCGAACAGACAAGCAGUCUACUGGGUUCUUGGUCGCACAAUGAAGCACAAGUCUUCCAAGAAUGACGGCAUUGUCGAGUUCCAUAGCUGUGCGGGCGGAUUUCCCGAAUCCAAGUUCGGCAACACUUACCACGAUCAAUUCUACGUGACGAAACUCAACCAUGCAGACGCUGCGUUCCGGAACGGCGAUGCACUUAUAAACACGGAGAAAAUGCCACUAAAGUGGUUCGAGUGCCUACUCUAA